This is a messenger RNA of Macadamia integrifolia, 1955 nucleotides long. RefSeq names its product cyclin-dependent kinase D-1-like. NCBI's taxonomy places the organism in Eukaryota, Viridiplantae, Streptophyta, Magnoliopsida, Proteales, Proteaceae. The transcript is spliced from 7 exons. Gene Ontology annotation, cellular component: cytoplasm; transcription factor TFIIH holo complex; nucleus. Gene Ontology annotation, molecular function: RNA polymerase II CTD heptapeptide repeat kinase activity; cyclin-dependent protein serine/threonine kinase activity; ATP binding. The coding region runs from base 207 to 1448 and encodes 413 amino acids. The record is from RefSeq and is a predicted model, not a curated record. Gene Ontology annotation, biological process: positive regulation of transcription by RNA polymerase II; protein phosphorylation.
UGAAACUCUGUUGUUGCAUUUUCCCACUUCCCUCUUUUUUAGUUUCCCUCGUUCGUCCAUAAAGCUUCAACGACUACCAUCAAUGGCCGAACUAAGUUUUCAGGAUUUCUAUCUUUCCUUUCUUAACUGAAAGUAAUGUACCCUUCCGAAGAUGCUUAAACCAGACACUUCAUCUCUGUUUGUACAGCUUAAUUUUAUUAACGACCAUGUCGGAGGUCGAUAGGUUGCUUACCAAGAAAGUUGCAGAUCGAUACCUGAAGCGUGAGGUCCUCGGCGAGGGUACCUAUGGCGUCGUUUACAAAGCUAUUGAUACUAAGACAGGACAGAUGGUAGCCAUUAAGAAAAUCCGGCUGGGGAAGUACAAGGAGGGAGUAAAUUUUACUGCUCUUAGGGAAAUUAAAUUGCUUAAGGAGCUCCAAGAUCCCAACAUAAUUAAGUUGUUUGAUGCUUUCCCUCACAAGGAAAACCUUCACCUUGUGUUUGAGUUCAUGGAGAGCGACCUUGAAGCCGUCAUUCGAGAUAGGAAUAUUUUUCUUUCUCCUGCUGACAUCAAGACUUACAUACAAAUGACAUUGAAAGGGCUUGCCCAUUGCCACAAGAAAUGGGUUCUCCACAGGGACAUGAAACCAAAUAACUUACUUAUAGGAGCUGACGGGCAUCUUAAGCUAGCUGACUUUGGUUUGGCACGUAUAUUUGGAAGCCCAGACCGCAAAUUCACCCACCAGGUUUUUGCUCGAUGGUAUAGGGCACCUGAAUUGUUGUUUGGCACUAAGCAAUAUGGAUCUGGGGUGGAUGUUUGGGCUGCAGCUUGUAUAUUUGCUGAACUUCUCCUCCGACGACCCUUCCUACAGGGCUCCAGUGAUAUGGAUCAAUUAGGAAAGAUCUUUGCAGCUUUUGGGACCCCAAAGGCUUCCCAAUGGCCUGACCUGAUUCAUCUUCCAGAUUAUGUAGAAUACCAAUUUGUUCCUGCUCCUCCAUUGCACUCAUUGUUUAAAAUGGCAAGUGAUGAUGCUUUAGAUCUAUUAUCAAAGAUGUUCACCUAUGACCCAAAAGCAAGAAUUUCUGCUCAGCAGGCAUUGGAGCACAGGUAUUUUUCAUCUUUACCUGCACCAACAAAACCAGCUUUGCUUCCCCGGCCUGUCCGUAAGGGAGAGUCUAAGCCUUCAGAUUAUAAUCCACAUGAUGGUCCUAUUGUCUUAUCUCCCCCGAGAAAGUCUAGGAGAGUCAUGGUCCAACGUGAGGGGCUUGAUGGAAAUACAUAUCAAACUGCUAAAGUUGAUGACCAUGCAAAUGAAGCAACUGAUGGGAUCUCAGGAAGGAGUGAAAUUAUGCCAAUGUCAAUAGAUUUGUCUGUGUUUGGAUCAAGACCUCCUCCCAGACCAACACUGAACAGUGCUGACAGAACGCAUUUAAAGAGAAAAUUGGAUCUUGAAUUUCUUACAUCCUGAAGGAGGAAUAAUCCACGCUUGAUCCGUUGCUUGGACUGAGGAUGCAUCAGUUAUUCCAAAUGUUGAUGGUUCUGAGUGUGUUUUUCCCAUCUCCUUCAUUGGAAAACUCUGAAUCGAUGGUGGAAAUGAGACGGGGUGGAGUAUGUGCUUCUGUGGUGUUGAAUUUGGUGUCGGCGUUACUCUGAUGGUUCAUUUGGAUGCUGCUAUUCUACUUUUGGAGAGUCUUAAAUAUUUGGAGUCAAUUUUUCUUUUAAUAAUUCUUCAACGGAAUUGUAUAAUAGCAUGAUCAAGCUAUUUAGGAUUUUGUUUCCAUUAAUGCCCCUGAUUGAGUUACAAGAAAAAGGACAGAUUUCCUGUUUGUAGGUGGGAAUAUCCACAAUUUCAUGUCUUGAGUUGUUGCAUUCUUUUUUCUUUUUUUUUUUUUUGGUGGGGGGGUGUAAACAGAAGCUUGGAAGUGUAUUUUGAAAAACUGAUAAAACUGUUACGGAAAAGCUUUUCUUUGGCUUU